AUGAACAGGGUGGGCUGGGAAGGGGCUGGUGGAGACACUGCAGACAUCACGGGAAGCAGCUGUAGAUGUCUUGCGAACACGCCAUCUCCACACCGGGCUUGCACCAGCUCAUCGCCAGUCCUCAGGGUGUGGAAAACUCACGGUCCUGAGCUUCAGCUGACUCGGACUCUCGCCCCGGGAAAAGAUGAUUCCAAAGACAAUAAACUAGAAGAAGCGCAAAUCCCUCUGGACUGCUCCUUCGUACAGUCUCAGCCCUGGAGCCAUAUACUAGAGACUGAAGCCAUAGAAAGAGAAAAUGCAAGUUUUCCCAAUGCUUUUGUCCUGCUGGGCUUCUCAGAGUUUCUGUGGCUGGAGAUGUCCCUCUCUGCAGUGGUCCUGGUCUCCUAUCUCCUCACCCUGGUGGGGAACAGCUCCAUCAUCCUCCUCUCCCUGGUCGACCCCAGACUCCAGACACCCAUGUACUUCUUCCUGGACAACCUCGCUCUGCUGGACCUUGGUCUCACCUGCACUAUUGUGCCCCAGCUGCUGGACAACCUAUGGGGACCAGACAAGACCAUUGCUGCCUGGGGAUGCAUCACACAGGUCUUCCUUUUCUGCUGGAUAACCUCCAGUGAGUGUGCUCUGUUGGCCAUGAUGGCCAUUGAUCGCUAUGUGGCCAUCUGCCGGCCCCUCCAGUACACUCUCAUCAUGCAUCCCAUGGUGUGUAUGCAGAUGGUAGCUGCCUCCUGGUCCAGUGGCCUGGCCAAUGCUCUGAUCCAAGCCACUCUGACCCUCCAGCUCCCUCUCUGUGGGCACCAUACCCUGGACCAUUUCUUCUGUGAGAUACUUGUGCUCAUCAAGCUGGCCUGUGGGGACACCACUACCAAUGAGCUGAUCCUCACCUUGAUGACCAUCCCAUUUGGAAUGAUGCCUCCCCUGAUGGUGGUCAUCUCCUACAUCUUCAUUGGUAGAGCUGUACUGAAGCUCCCUUCAGCUGAAGGAAGGCACAAGGCACUCAGCACCUGCAGUUCCCACUUGCUGGUGGUCACUUUGUACUUUUCAAUAGGGAUUUUCUUAUACCUCCAACCUUCAGCUGAAAGUUCCCAGGCCAAAUUCAUGUCUUUCUUCUACUGUAUUAUCACCCCACUGCUCAACCCACUCAUCUACACCCUGAGAAACAAGGAUGUGAAGAUGGCAUGGAAUAGAAUCCUCCAAUCCUGGAGCAAUGUGAAGUCUUUAAAAGCCCAGUCUCUUCCUGUCUCCUUCCCAACCACAGGCACAUAUCCAUGA
Messenger RNA from Fukomys damarensis (Damara mole-rat), 1269 nucleotides. RefSeq names its product olfactory receptor 15. NCBI's taxonomy places the organism in Eukaryota, Metazoa, Chordata, Mammalia, Rodentia, Bathyergidae. Gene Ontology annotation, molecular function: olfactory receptor activity; G protein-coupled receptor activity. The transcript has 3 exons. Gene Ontology annotation, cellular component: membrane. The coding region runs from base 1 to 1269 and encodes 422 amino acids. The record is from RefSeq and is a predicted model, not a curated record. Gene Ontology annotation, biological process: G protein-coupled receptor signaling pathway.